Drosophila innubila is the source of this 1446-nucleotide messenger RNA. RefSeq lists its product as uncharacterized. Bases 120 to 1277 code for a protein of 385 amino acids. The record is from RefSeq and is a predicted model, not a curated record. NCBI's taxonomy places the organism in Eukaryota, Metazoa, Arthropoda, Insecta, Diptera, Drosophilidae. The transcript has a single exon.
GGAAAUAUUUUUAUUUAUGUACAUAUUAUACUCGUAUUCUUGCAUCCUUAUAAUAUAGCUCAAAUCCUGGAGAAGACAUUAUCAAUUUCGUUAUUUUGUGAAUUUCCAAAGUGAUUAAAAUGUUUUUCGACGAUGAUGGUGUUAUUUUUAAUCCGUUUAUGAUUGGUCCCCCCGAAAAUGCAAAGCGCCACGAGUACAAGCAGCCAACAUAUGUGACAUAUCCGCCUUAUGCUACUUGGCCUGUCGAACAUACCAACAAAUCUGUUUCGAAGGGCACACUAUUAGCCAAGGAGGAGACGGAGGAGAGGUUGAAGAACGUUCAUACACGUUCAAAAUCUCAGAUUGGCGAAGUGGGAUUCUCGAAAGCCAUCAAAGAGGAAAUGGCAGCUGCCAAGAGAUUAUCAAGUUCUGAUCGGCGAAUUUAUGCGGGUGGCGCAUCCAAAACUGGUUUAUCUGAGGCCGGGUCAAAGGCUUCCAUCGAUCGGCAAUCGGGUUCGGUGCGAACAUUGAUGGCCGUCAAAUCUCAUCGAUCGGCCUCCCAGGCAAGUCAUAUUCCCUCUCAGAUGAGCAUGGCCAGGUCGAUGACAAGUCGUUCAGUAGCUGGCGAUAGAGAAUCUUCCAAGUUGAGCAUACGCUCACAUGUCAGCAGGCGCACGGAUUCGAGUAUAACACUGAAGGGGGCCAAGCAGCCCAUUCAUACAGAUCUGGAUACCGACAUGUAUAAUAAUGUCUCUUGUGCUAAUGUCAAAUUAACUGAUGCAACAUCACGCCGCUCUGUGAGGUCGUCGCGUGAAGAGAAUCGUUCGGAUAAAGUGUCUCGUAACUCUCAAGGUUCUGCAAGGUCCCAAGCUAGUUUAAAUCAGUCCGAUGUCAGAUCCAAAGCGGAUAACUAUCAUAAAGAUACUAUUUCUCGUGUUUCGAUGAGAUCCAAAACAACUGAACUACAGACAGAAAAUGUUUCUCGUAUUUCCCAUACGGGGGAUGUAAAUAAGGCAGAUAAUAUAUCCAUAAAGUCUAAAUCGAACAGUCUCAGCAAGACGAAGCCCUCUCUCAAGGAAGUCGCUGAAUCGAUUCAAAGGGAGCUCGCCAAAUCGAUGGAAACAACUAAAUCGUUAUCACUUAAGGCGGCUGAGCUAAGUGAACGUCUUAAGGCUGGCAAUGAGUUCAAUCACAAUCGUUUCCAUACCCUAGUUCGACAAUAUACUCAAACUGAACCAAUGAAAAAAUGCCGUGAGGAUCGCAUGGCUCACUGGUUCAAGGAUGCAGUUCUUUCCUAAACCAUUUCUGCUUUAACUUACGCCUAACUUAUCAUUUCCUAAAUAUUGCUAAGCAUAUUUAGUUAUUUAUUACAAGUGCAAAAAUUAAAUUCAAUAUAGCCAAGUGCAAUAAUAAUGUAUAUUGACCCUUUUCCCCCCGAAUAAAAUGAUCGGAAAAAGUGGAAUAAUG